UGAUGCUGGCCUGGCCUGGCCUCAGGGAAAGCUGUUUGUCGAGGUCACCUGGAAAGCCCAGGUGGCUUUUCCACCUGCAGUGGCAUUUCCUCUUCCUCUGGGACCCUACUCAACCUCGGGCCUGCCUCCCUGGGGAAGCCUCCCGACAGAUCCCCCGGAGGCGGGAGCCGCAGCCAAUGGACAGAGGGGACACGCUUGCCACCACCACUCAAAGGACGGGCGUGGUGGCAUUUUCAGCUUUCUGCCCUGGGCAGGAAGGGAACUUGGGUUUGAACGAGGGCACCUUCCUGCCCUCCGGCCUGGCCCGCCUCCCCAGUGAAAGUAGGCCGAGGGAGCUAGCUCGGGGGAGCUGGCCGUGGCGUGGCCGAGGUUGAUUUAGACUUGCGGGGAGACCGGGAUCUUGUAGGAAAUGAAGGAAAUUUCCCCAGGGAAAGGGGGAAGAGAAGAAAGAGGAGCUUAAGUGCCCAGAUAAUUAUAAAGCUUGGCGUGGUGAUUUAUGGCAGGCAGGCAGGCCGGCUCCUCUGGGCUCCACCGCCCCUCCCGUCUCAGCCCCCCCCACCGACGCGCCCCCAGAGACCCGCUGGUGGGGGAGGCAGUGAAGCCAGCGGGCGCCGCCCAGCACCCAAGCUCUGCUUUGUGUCCUGGGGACAGAGCCCCUCUGUGUUCUGAGCCCUGACGUCUGCUGUCUGGGGAUGGCCUCACGGAACCCUGACGGGCUGCCAGCCGGGAGGCUGAGGCCCCCACACUGGCUUCACGGAGGAGCCCCAGCCAUACGGGUCGGCCCGUUAGAACGGGGACGGUCAGGGCAGAGACCCUGCUCAUUCUUGGUGCCGCGGGAGGGGGGCUCCGGGCCGUGGCUUUGGGCUGAAGCAAGGAGGCGCGUUUCUCUGGCUUGGGAUCGGGGCGCGCUCUUCAGGGAAAUGAGGACGCAGCUCGCCGCGUUGGCCAGGAGGCGAGAGAGGCCAUGGCUGGCCCUGGUGGGCUGCUUGGCCAAUGCGCCUUUUAGGACCCGACUGUGGGCAGCCCGCACUAGGGGAUUUCCUCUGCUGUGACCACAAUUGUCCCCUCCCACCCCCUGUAAUUCCUGGCGGAUGUCCCCUGGCUGCUGACCUGCAGGGUCAUCGUCAGCUCCCCUCCCUGCCACACGCAGACUGUGCCCAAGUCCUGCCAGCUCUGCUUCUGCUCAGCGUGUCUGUGUCUCACCCAGAGAGGUGUGAUCACCAUGCAGACUUCUGCUCUGCCUUCCGCCCUGUGGGGCUCCCGUCCAGCUCCAGGAGGAAGUCCAGUCUCCCCUUCCUGAGACUUGAGAGGCUCCCAGUAGCUUGUCAGCCCCCUCCAUGUUGGCAUCCUCUCACUUCUCUAGACUGUGGCCCAAGCAUUGCCUCCUCCUGGAGGCCCUCCUUGCUCCCAUCCGCCCUGUGAUCAGUUCACGGCACAGUCACAGUGUCUGCUCUGGAAGACCGGCCAGAAUCACCAGCCUGGCCCAGGGCAGGCUCCUGGGGGAAUGUUUCAUGAAUGAAUGAAACAGGAUCCCGAGGCUGAAACAGAAGAAGGGAAGGCCGUGAACCCUGUACUCAGUGUGGCGGCAUGAGCCACCUGGCUGGCCAUGUCACGCGGCCACAGUGCUCUGAGAGACAAGGGGACAGGUCUUAACUUUUUUACCUCCAGCAAUACAUUCUCCUUUAGGACUAAUCUGAGGGGACUGUGAACCCACCUUGUCGGGGAUGGCAGCAUCCGAUGGACAGGCCUGAGCCCUGAGCACCUGUGGCCCACAGAGGGACGACCAGCAAUGAGAGAUGCUGUAGAAGGCUCUGGGGCCUUUUCCCCUCUGCUCAGUGGGUAUGAAAGCUGGACUCUAUUAGCCCAUCCGAUGUCAUUGAAGGUGACUCAUCCCAGAGUACCCCCAAGGAGGCGGGACCCAUCAUGGUUUUUGGGAGACACUCCAGGACCACAGAGCCCAGGUAGAUGGUCUUGGCCCUGGGCCAGGGCAGGGAGGCAACCCGGGAGGUGGGCAGCCUGGACAGGAAGGGAAUGUGAGCCCGUCUUUCAGAAGAGCCCAGCUCCAGCCCCUCGGGCCCAGCCUGCAGCCAGGCCCACCUUCCUGAGGGAUUCAUUCUGGCCCCUGGCAGGUGGCCGAGGUCCCACUCCGGGACGAGCAGUGAGGGCAGAGCAAAGGAGGCCUUUGCCUCGCCCUGAGUGUUUAGCCUGCCCUGCGGCCUGAAGACUCUGAUUGGCCUCCUCAAAGCCGGUAGAAUCGGGGCCGGCCAGAAGGGCUGAGUUGUUGGCACAGAGACUAUCCCGAGUGAGCUCCGAGCCAUGGCCACCUGCGUGGUGCCAAGUGACGGGCACGCCCAGCCCCCCAGCCGCAAGCUGUCCUCCUGGAUGCGGGAGGACACGCUCUGCCAGAGCCCCAGUCUCCUCACCUGGAAGGCUGGGCAUGAGCCGCUCCUGGGGGAGUGUUGGGGACGCACUGUGGAUCCCAGAUCACGCGUGGCUUCUAUGACAGGCCGGGGGGACGGGACACAAGUCUUGGCACACACUGGGCUCCCGAGAAGCUCAGUGGUUUACGCCUCACUGAAGGCUAGACCGGUGUCGGGGCCACCCUGGCACUCUCCUGGCUCCUCCCCUCACUGGAGCUCAGUGGUGUCCAGUUCCCUACAUCUGUCAGUCGGGGUUUAUGUGCUGGUGUUAAUACAUGAGGUGGGACAGGUCGAGGCAGAGUGGGGACUGGGGCCGCCAGAGGCCUUGUUGGCGGCCUCUCUGAGGCAGCCAGGAGGGUCUCCGCACCCCCAGGAACCCAGGCCUGCUAUGGCCACGGGUUAGUUUCACAGCCCUGGGGAGACAGCCAAGCGGGGAGGGGUCUCCACCCGACCCCAAGAUCCAAACGGCUCUGUGUGGUGGUCAUGGGUCUGUUUGCACGACCGCAGGACAGGGAGCCUCCCUGCCCACAGCAGGUGCUAUGGGGGGCCUGCCAGAGGUCUGGCCUGGUUGUAUUCCCGACCCUGAGGCUCUCUGUCGGUGUCCCGGGGCAGCACCUCCAUACCCAGGGUUGGCCUGGGGGCAGCCACUGCCAACCCCGAGGGCUUGUGGGCGUGGCCACACCAUGGCAAGGGACUAAGCCACGGGGUCCAGAUCAAAUCUGGGUCCCAGACCUACCUGGCUUCACUGGGGAAAGCCAAGACCUCUCCGUGGGAUUCUGUUUCUCAUUUGCAAAUGGGGCAUCCAGACCUCUUCCUACGCAGCCCACUCCCCAUUCCCAGUCAGAGCAGAGGAGGGAGCCUCUUCCGGCCCAGCCUCUUGGGCGGUGUCUGACUUGGAAUCAAUCCUAAUCCAUGACUUGCAAAAAUGAAGCCUACACACAUAGCCCCCACUGAUCACUCGGGGCGAGAGGGAACUAAGGUGUUCUAUGUUGAAGUGCUGCUGUAUAAAUAAAUAAACAUGGAUACAAAAUACAUAUAUCUAUGCUAAAGCUUAGAGCAACAUAGAUAAUGCAGAAAGAUAAAAAGAGAGGAAAUUAGGGCAAAAGGAGAGGCAAAGGUAGGCCUAAAAGGAGCCACGUUGUAUAGAAGUCUCUGGUUGCUAGUAAUGACCUGUAAAUUCAUCUCUGAGCUUCCCAGCAGCCAAAGCAAAGAGGAAAAGCUGUCCUUUGCAGGAAGGACACAGCGUCCUCAAUGGGGAUGUCAAGAGAGCUGCCUCAUGCUGGCAGGAUGCCCCAAAGCCCUGGGUGAGGGUGGAAAGGGGCAUGCUCCCUCAUGCUCCUCAGGGCUAUUUCCUCUCAUCCUGAGCCCCUCCCACACUGCACCUGAUUCUCCCCAGACCACCUCGGCAGAGGGAGAGGCAGGCCUUGCUGAGGCUGAUCUUGAACAUGUGUCCCUCUGGCCUCGGGUCCGCAUGCUGCCGCUGGUCUGGUUGCUGCCCCUGGGAGAUGGGUGCUUCCAGAAAAUCCAGUGGUGCCACUGGGAAUGGGUGCCCUUCCCAGGGUUUGGGACACAAAGUCUCACUGAUGCAGUGGCUUCAUGGCCCUUGGGGUCCUGGAGGCGGCCUCCCAGGCUGUCAGGGCAGCGUGGGCCGGGGCUGGGGGUACUGACACAGGGCAGGACCUGGGUUCUCCUUCCCGAGACUGACAUGGCAUCUCUCUCCUUCCAGGACCCACGCCUCUUCCUGCCUCCUCGUUCUGCAGUUGACCCUGAAACUCUGAUGACUCUGCCUCUCAGGUCAAGAAAUGGCGCCGAUCGGGGGCUUCUGUCUGUGGCCGGCCUUUCUCGCAAGAGUUUGGAUGGAAGAGGACUAUUCGGCCCCAUCCCCGCUCGGCACCGUGAGGACUCGUCUGUCUCUGGGGCUCACCACCCGGUGCAUCUGCUCCCCUCGGCUUCACCUUGUCUUGAGGGCCCUGAUCCUGGAGGUAGCCCCUUCUCUCUGCCUGGCCGUGAGCCAGCCCUCGAGGGCAGUCCUAAUGCACCCAGGCCACCUGUCAUCCCCCCGAGAGGCUGUGCGGGGAGUCUAGCAGGAGCAGGAACAAAGGGCAAAAGAAGGAAACCCAGUCUCGUGUGCAGGCCGGGCUGGAGGCGGCGGGCAGGGGUGCUUGUGGCGAUGGCCAGGGUGGAUCAGGAUGUGUGUCUCUUCUUGUCUCCCUCGCUCGCCCCAGCCCGGGGGGCCUAGCGCAUGGGCUGGCCCGGCGUGCAGUCCGUCUUCUGGCCGGGGCUCUCCUGGUUCUCGCUGUGAGCCCUGGAGCUGAAGCCCAGGCCUGGGGGAGGGCAGGGGUGCAGACCGCGGGACAGGAGGUGCCGGAGUCUGCGUCGUGGCGCACUUGGAUUCUGGCUCUGGCUAAGGGUGGCCCGGUGCUACCCAGACACCCCAGGGGCAGCUCUGGUACCGGCCCCGCAUCCCAGUGGGGAAAUCGAAGCCCACGAGGUUGUAAAAUGUGCCCAGAGAUGCACGGGGAGGAGGCCAGCCUGGUCUUGCUGCUGGCUCCACCCGCUGGGCUCCCCCACCUCGUGCUGCCCUCAGCCUGCGGGGGCAGUGGUCAGAAUUGGGGCGUCUCUGCUGCCGGCAGGCAUCGGGGUCUCAGCGGCUGAGUCUGAAGCCCAGAGUCCUCUGGGACCCUCAGCAGGGAGCCCUGGGCUGGGGGCCAGGUCCUCGACCUCUUUUGUCCCCAGGAAUGUGAGGCUCAUGGCAGCCUGUCAUCCCACAGGGCACUUGGGGGGACUUUAGGACGCCCAGAGCUCCUUCAGGACUGGCAGCUGCCCCUGCUUUGGGGGCUGGGCCUGAGACUCCCUCCGCGGGACCAGGCGAGGCCAAACCCAGCAGAGCCCAAGAGAAACCCUCCGCCCUGACAAGGGGCCAGGGACCCCACAGCCCACCCAUCUCCACCUCUCCUCCCUGCAAAACGGGAUUCCCAGCUUCACCAGGCCGGUGAGGACUGCAUGGUGUAGCCCAGCCUGGGGCCUGCCUAGAGGAGGCAGCCUGCUUGGGGAUGGGUACAAGGCUGUCUGGUGGCGGGAGAGCUCAGAGCGCUCAUACCAUUUCACCAGGCAGAAAGCAGAAUGUUCUAACCUCCUUCCUGCCCCCUGCCCGCUGUGUGACCCUGCGAAAGCAAUGUCACCUCUCUGGGCCCGAUGUGCUCACCCCUAAGAUGGGUUGACAGUAGCACUCGCCUCACCAGCUUUCCCUCAGGGGCCCCUAGGAAGGUGGUGGCCCUGCUGGCCAUGGUGACGCUAACCCAGGCUGACUGUGCCUUUGGGCACCGAGUGCAGAGCCCUGCCGGGUCUCCAGCCCUGCCCCAGCCGCCUUCCCCGGGGAAGCCAGCUUCCUGAUCUGAAGGAAAGAACAGGAUUCUGGGGCGUCUCCCGAUGUGGGGACAGCUCCGGCCACCCUGUAUGGCAGGAUGGCAUUCCUCCCAGUGUCACCAGUGCAGGAGAUGGUCCUCGGGAACAUUAUGGCCACUCCUGUCCAGAUGGGGGUGAUCAGUCACCAUAACAGCCCCGAAACCACACCGCGAUACCUGUCCCUGUCCCCUCCCUCCCUCCGUCUCUCUCCUCACUCUCUCUUUCCCGCGGGUUGGUGGUUUUCUUGUGUGUGGCUCCCUCUGCAUAGCUGGUGUGGGGAGUCCACCGGCUGGGACCCCCGAGCCCUGAGCACCCAGCCAGCCUGUCCCCCAACCCCAGUCCCCCCAGUGCUCCAGCCCCACUCCAGGAGGUGCCUCUGGAAACCAGGGAGUCUGUCCCUGCGCCACGACCGACAGCCCUUUGGGGUGAGGUAGUAGGUUGUAUAGUUUGGGGCCCUGCCCUACUAUGCGUAACUAUACGAUCUACUGUCUUUCCUGAAGUGGUUGUAAUAUCGCCGAUGGACAGCGCCCAGGACCCUGGCCACGGAGGGGACAGGUGCAGGCGGGCGUGGGCAGCGGGUCCCUGGCUGGGGAGGGGACAGGUGCAGGCCAGGGCAUGGGCAGCGGGACCCUGGCUGGGGAGGGGACAGGUGCAGGUGGGGCGUGGGCAGUGGCCUUGCGGGGGAGGGGACGGGCUGCCAUGCAGUAGGUCUGGCAGAUCGAUCAUCCACUUGCUGUGUGACCUUGGGUGGGUCUUUUGAUCUCUCUGGGCUUCAUUUUCCUUAUCUGUGAAAUGGGGACAAGUGAGGAUUGAAGAUGAGACCGUGUGAAGUGUCCAGAGCAGGGGAGGGCUCAAAGUUGACCCUUCCGUCUCUCUCCUGAGAGCGGGGGGGCCCGUGGGGUAGUUUUUGCCGCCUGCCUCUCUUCCCCGCCCUCCCAUCCCCCCACAUCUGGACUCUGUCUGCGGCUCCUUCCCUGUGGCCGGCAGUGGGCACCUGGGGGAGCAGCUGUGGACCCAGAGGACGAGGCUGGGGUUGCAGGGCAGGCCCUCAGGGAGCCCCCCGGGGAACCCCAGCACGCCCCCCGGCACCCUCAGCAGCCUGCCCAGCUCAGCGUCAGGCCUCUGGUCAGCGACGGCCCCUCCACUGGCGAGGGGUGCUGAGGCCACCUCAUCUCUCACCACUCACCAUUCCAGGAAGAAAGUGGGGGGUUUCUGUGAGCGCCGUGUGGCCCCUCAGGGACACCAGCUCCCUCCACCCCAUGCCCGACGACCUGCAGGUGGACAGUGUGAGCUGCACCGUCUGUGCCUUCUGGAUUGUCCCUCCUGCCCCGCGCCUGCCCAGCCCUCCAGCUCGGCUCUAGUGGCCACUGACCACCAGGCAGGGGCCAGGGCUGGGCGUGGGGCAGUGGCGGGACAGUGGGCCCUCCCGCACUCCCGGGGCGCCGGCGGGGUGAGGUAGUAGGUUGUGUGGUUUCAGGGCAGUGAUGUUGCCCCCUCAGAAGAUAACUAUACAACCUACUGCCUUCCCUGAGGAGCCCAGCGGCACGUAUGCGCGGGAGGGCCCACCGCCAGCCCCAGCAGGUGACUCGGGAGACUCGAGCCCCGGGCCAGGGGGGUGGGAGCCUGUGGCGUGCAGUCCUCGACAUCAAUAAAAGCCGUUCUGACAUGUGUCUAGAGUCCUGCCCGUUCCUUCUGAAAGCCCUGGGACGGGGGAGGGGGGGUGCACAAGUGGGUGGGGGCAGGGAGCAUCUGCCACAGCAGAGGGAGGAACGUGGGGGGCCGUGUCUGGGUGCAGAGGCCUGUGGGUCCUUCCAACAGGUUCGGUCCUGGACCCCAGGCCCCAGACGUGCCCCUCCACCCCUAUCCUGUGGAGAGACCGCCCCCCCCCGGAACUCCUUGCAGGUGGCGUGGACCCCCGUCAGCAGCUCCAGGCCCAGGCCGGGGCCCAGCCUCCACAGCCACGUCAGCACGGGCUGCUCAUCUCCUGUGCCUGCCCCCUCCCCUCGAAAGAUGCCCUCGUCUUUCUCCCAGAGGUCUUGAGCCUCACGUUGACGGCCGCUGCCUCCCCAUCCCCACGAUUCCAGAGUCUGGGAAGGAGAAGGGGCCCAUCCGUGUCUGAGGGAGCACCGAGCGCCCCGCUUGGGGAGGCACUGGCCUGGCUGAGCCCAUGCCCGACCCCUGUGCCAUGGUGCCUAGCACAAACCCAAGAAUGCACCCCCUUCCUUGCUGGGGCCAGUCCCCCCAGUCUGCCCACGGCCUCCCGUGAGAGGCAGCUGCAGGCUGGCUCCUGCCGACAGCACAAGGCACACCGAGCUGGACACCAACACAGUCCCCCAGUCGCCAGCCUGACCAGGGAACAGACGAGGCGUGGACUGUCCUCAGUGACCCAGAAUGAGGACUCUGGGACAAGGACCAGAGGGGGCUCCUGACCAAGCCAGGAGCCCAGAAGGGCCGGCAAAGACGGACACUUCUCGGGCACCUGCCCAGCAGCCUGAGGCCCUGGCAAGCCCCACCUCCUGGUGCCCCAGCCGCUCCCACCAUGACUGUGCUCAAGCCCCCAUCUUGGCCCCAGCCGCCCUCCUGAGCAUCCUGGCCUCCGCCUGCUGCCUUCUCCAGCUCAACACCCGCCCGCAGCCGGCUGGCUCCGAGCCGCUUCUGCGGCACCCUGGGUCAGGGCCGGUGGGAGCUCAGAACAGAAGUUCUCCCCCUGCAGCCCCAGGGGCCAUCUGAGCUGGAUCUUGACGGCUGUGUAGGAGUUUGCAAUCAGAGACAAAGAAGAGGCCGUCCCGGUGGAGUGCCCCAUCAUCCCUUCUCCCGUCGUCCUCCAGCAGCAGGGUGGGGGAUAAACUUGGGCACUGACCUCCUUCUCCUCACCCAUGGCCAGUUAGUGGCCGAGCCUGGCCACUUGUGUCCCCCGAAGAUCAUUUCUAUCCUUGCCUUCUUGCACCCCAGCUCCCUCUGCCAUCGAAUUUUCUUGGGAGUUCUAAUCCCUUUCUCCAGACCCUUGGCCUCCUGUGCCCAGCCCCCUCCUCAUGCCUGAACAGGCUCCCACCUGGACCCCUCCUGCUCUGUCUUGCUCCGUGGGGCUCUGAACACACAGCCCCCUCCUCCUCAGGUCCGCAACUCAGGCUCCACCUCUGACUACGAUCGUCUGUGUUGAAGCCAAUGUCCUGAGUUCAGCCUUUUCUCCAGGCACCUCCGCUCUGCCCAGCCCUGCAGUGGGAGCUCACAGCCCCGUAGGGAGAAGACAGGGACACACAGCAGCCGCUUCUUGUGGUCAGCCCUAUGGCUGGAGUGGCUCGGGGGCUGGGAGAGCCCCAAGGAGCCCUGGACCCAGCCCCGUAGUCAGGGACGGCUUCUUGGAGGACGUGACUUACCUGGAUCACCUAGUGUCCCUCCCCACAUUCCAGCCAACCAACUUCCAGUCUCUUCUCUGCCACCAGGCUGUCCCUAGAGAUGAGGGUAUCAGAACCCACCAAAAUGGGAACCUGAGUGCCGCGGGGAGAGGCGGGAACAGGGGGCAGGGUACCCCAUCGUGUGGCCCUCAGCAGUAUAUGGAAGCAGUUCAGUCCUGAACACACCAGAUGGUGUUGUCAGCCUGGUCAAAACAGCUUUUAUUCUUGUCCCCUCGUCCAGCGCUAGAAGGCCCUGCGGGGUGGCAGAAAGGGCCCCACCCUCUGGGACACGGGCCCAGGACGCCAGCUCUACUCAUCCAGCCUUGGUUUCCCCAUGCCACCUGGCAUGGUGGCGUGAUGAUGUCAGA
Molecule: messenger RNA, 9588 nt
Organism: Lutra lutra (Eurasian river otter)
Lineage: Eukaryota; Metazoa; Chordata; Mammalia; Carnivora; Mustelidae
Exons: 4
Coding region: 3586-4659 (357 amino acids)
Source: RefSeq, a predicted model, not a curated record